Solanum stenotomum is the source of this 841-nucleotide messenger RNA. Its product is annotated as HMG-Y-related protein A. Gene Ontology annotation, biological process: chromosome condensation; nucleosome assembly; negative regulation of DNA recombination. Lineage: Eukaryota; Viridiplantae; Streptophyta; Magnoliopsida; Solanales; Solanaceae. Gene Ontology annotation, cellular component: nucleolus; nucleosome; nucleus. Bases 75 to 620 code for a protein of 181 amino acids. Gene Ontology annotation, molecular function: nucleosomal DNA binding; double-stranded DNA binding. The record is from RefSeq and is a predicted model, not a curated record. The transcript is spliced from 2 exons.
UGUUGAUCUCAUCCAUUUAAAUUCUCUUCUUCCACUCCCAUUUUUUCUCAGAUUUUGCUUUCUCUGUAACAAAAAUGGCUACUGAAGAAGCAAGUUCAACUUUGCCUUCUUAUCCUGAUAUGAUAAUGGAAGCUAUAGAUGCGUUGAAUGAAGAAGAAGGGUCGAAUAAAUCAGCAAUAUGGAGGCAAAUUGAAGGGACUCAUGGUACACUACCACCAGCGCAUGGUACACUCCUUGCACAUCACUUGAACCAAAUGAAGCAAGCUGGGCAGUUAGUUAUGUUGAAGAAUAAUUACAUGAAGCCAAACCCAAACGCGCCGCCGCGCCGUGGGAGAGGCCGUCCGCCGAAGCCGAAAGCUUCGGUUCCGGUUCCGGAUGGGUAUCCUAGACCACGUGGAAGGCCACCGAAGGAGCGUGUUCCAUACGCGCCGAUUACGGUACCUAUGAAGAAGACGACGACUGAAAGUAGUUCUGGUGGAAGUGGGAAGAAACGUGGAAGGCCAAGGAAGUAUCCGAUGACGGAGGAGACGCCGGUGGCGGUGAAGCCAAUUGGUACUCCGAGAGGAAGAGGAAGGCCGCCGAAGGUGAAAACUCCGGUAGCUGCAACUGUAGGGGCUUAAUUGAAGAAAGACAAAUUAGUUUAGGGACUUGUAUGGCAAAAUAUGCUAACUGUUGUUUUCUCUUUUUAUCUGUUUUGAAUUUAAUGUUUAGUCCAUGUAGUUCUGUUUAAUUACAUUUGUAGGAAGAAUUGUGUGACUGGUGAGUGAUUUUUAUGUUGUAAUUGGGCCAAUGUAAAUCCAAAUUGAGGGCUUUUAUUUUUUUUAAAAAGUUCAGUAUUAUU